Messenger RNA from Encephalitozoon cuniculi GB-M1, 390 nucleotides. RefSeq lists its product as uncharacterized. Bases 1 to 390 code for a protein of 129 amino acids. The transcript has 3 exons. The record is from RefSeq and is marked provisional. Lineage: Eukaryota; Fungi; Microsporidia; Unikaryonidae.
AUGCUCUUCAAGGAUAAGUUGGAAAUGGUCACAUCGUUCCUAGCACUGAUCCUCAUGGUGUCCACAGCCCCAAGGUAUUUCUAUGGAAACCAGGUCCUCGUAGCCAUAGUAACAUACUCAACAUUUGUGUCCUUCAUGAAGCCAAUAGCAAAGAGAGGAAAGCUGUACUUCAGAAUCGUCAAUGUCCUCCAUGUCAUUGCAAAGAUCGUGACCCUUAUUGCAUUCUUCGUAGUCAUGAACAACGUCUUUGUGAUGAGAAUAGGGUACAGAAACUGCAGUAGGUGCUCUGUCAUGUCAAUGCUGGACGUCGCCGCAUCGAUUCUGUUUCUUGCAUACUACUCAGCAUACUCAACUGCCUUUGUCUUCUUCUUCAGUGUCUCCAACAAGUGA